UAAUUAUUCUUUGUCCUUCUUUUCUCGAACCUCCUUUCCCUGACAAUUCCACCCACCUCAUCUUUUUAUCCUUGUUUAUAUUAUAUUAUCUUUCUUUUCUCUUGUCUCCAUAGCCAUCGUUGGGAAUUAUUGUUAUAUUAUAACCUAACAGCAGCAGCAGCCGACACCGAGAAUAUCAGAUAUCUGAACUUGGGAGGGACGAUCAAAGUGAGAUUCUAAACACACCCUUUUCAGUUUUGAUGAGGAUACUCUGUGACUCUUGCGAAAGCGCCGCCGCGACUUUGUUUUGUGCUGCCGAUGAGGCUGCCCUUUGCGCAGAAUGUGACACCAAGGUGCACAUGUGCAAUAAGCUAGCGAGUCGCCAUGUGAGGGUUGGGCUAGCGAAUCCGAGCGAAGUUUCUCACUGUGAUAUAUGUGAAAAUGCACCAGCUUUCUUUUACUGUGAGGUAGAUGGGAGUUCCCUUUGUUUACAGUGCGACAUGAUUGUUCAUGUGGGAGGGAAAAGAAUGCACAAGAGAUAUCUCCUGUUGAGGCAGGGAGUUGAGUUUCCAGGGGAUAAAAUGGAUAAUAUCAAGGACCUAAAUGCACAAGUGGUGGAACAGGAUGAGACUGUGAGAGUCCAAAAUGAACAGCCAGGUGAGAAGCAGCAAAACCUGAGGGUCUCAGGAGUAAAAGAUUAUUCAAAUGGAGAUGGCCGUUCUUCUUCUAAGAGGGGUAAUAAAGUGAUUGAUUUGAAUAUCUAGCCUCCACUCUCGCAUUGAAUCGCCAAGCUUUCAAAUAAUCAGGUGUUUAUACUUAAUAUGUUGGGAUUUAGACUUUUCAAGCUCAAGAAAUGAAAUUGAGAUGCUUCCCAUCUAUCCCAUUGGGAAUGACUAUGUAGUAUGUAUUUGCAUUUUCAAUCUCUUACCAUAUAAAAAUAUUUGUGACUGAA
Molecule: messenger RNA, 931 nt
Organism: Momordica charantia (bitter melon)
Lineage: Eukaryota; Viridiplantae; Streptophyta; Magnoliopsida; Cucurbitales; Cucurbitaceae
Product: B-box zinc finger protein 19
Biological process (GO): photomorphogenesis; regulation of DNA-templated transcription
Cellular component (GO): nucleus
Molecular function (GO): zinc ion binding
Source: RefSeq, a predicted model, not a curated record